CUCUCCAUGGGCGAAGUGCUUUACCGCCCUCGCUGCAGAUUUGCUUACCAGUAAUUUGUACGAGCUGAACAAAGGCCAGUCGGAUGAAAUUACCUGGGGUCAAGCCCACGUCCAAUGCCGGGGAAACGGCGACAGGUCAGAGGAUGCAGAACGGGAGUGAUGACAUCGAUAAUAAUUUCCCAAAGUGCUAUUACCGGAUCAUUAGUACGAUGGAGCAUAAUGUUCUAAUUUCCGUAUUUUAUAUCGUAUGGUACCUUGCAGAGGGCGCCAUCGUUACGAAAUAUAGACAUUGCGGUUUGACUCCAAGUUGACUCGACCGAUCCAUUUGGACUUUCGAAGAACGACGCUCGCCAAAGUUGGUGGCAACAGCAGCACCGCGUGCUUGUCGGUCCCCAGCGGGAAGUGAAGUGAAGUGAAGUGGAGGGCAGGCAAGGCGAGGCAAGGCGAUGCGUGUACAAGACAGGACAUCCCCGAGGACAGUCACAAGGUGUAUGCGGAGGCUGCUGCAACAGCCCGAGAGGAAAAAGUGCGGGCUAGACACUCUCGUACGAGGAUCUGACAGGCCCGACUGCGAAGCGAUCGAAUUGAAGAGAAAGGCGGAUGAUGAUGGCGGACAGGAGCCGUAUUGUCAUAUCUAUCAUGGCAAUAAUGGGUUUCGGCGCACCCAACACUCUCGCUUGCUUGCUUACUUGUGUUGCAGCGAGUGUUCCCUCGAGCCGAGCCGAGCUGAGCUGAGCUGCGCAGCCAUGAAGCUGAUGGAUAACUCGUACAUUGAAUGUCGGCACGUGCCCAGUCGCGUCCAUCGAGUGAGUGAGUGGCCGGACAAUCGCAGUCCACUCACAUGUCCGAGCAGGCAUCCGGCCUGCCACGCUGGCACCCUCCACCUUCCACCUGACCGACCUCCGCGCACCGUCAUCACCCUCGAGGGUCCGAGGUGUCGAGCCGAAAGCCUGAAGACUGAAGUGCUGCGGUGGGUCGCACUAACGCCGUGACACUCCGACGGGGCAGGGAGGGGUCGACCUCCCUCCCGCCGACGGCUUUUCAUCUCGUCCGUCGAUUCAAUUCUUUCCGACGAGACGAAUUAAAGAGGAAAGGUGACAAAUGCACUUCUUUCUCGUGGCCGAGGAGGGAUUUAUUUUUCUUUUGAUUUUCCUUCUUCCGGCGCUCGCUUGCUUCUUUUCUACAUUUUAGUUCAUAAUUUUGGGCUACCGCAUUCAGAUGCUCGUGUCGCCGGAACAAAACCCUAAAUAAACUUGGAAUAUCGCGUCUAGAUAUAAGAAGGUGACAAAAUAGCAAAAGCUUGACAAAAAACACUCGAUAGGCUUUUUUUUAGGCCUUUGAUGUGCGCCAAUCGUGUAUUUCAAGUGACCUUUGUCUUGAAAGGGCUCUAGGGAUGAAGUAGAAGUUAUGCCCAAAGAUUGGUAACACCUUAUCAAGACUUCCACUGGCUCAACAAAUAGCUAAGUUGUAGCUAUGUCGCAAGACUAUCGGCGAAAAAUAUAUCCAAAUGAAUCUGAAAACCU
Messenger RNA from Marchantia polymorpha subsp. ruderalis, 1523 nucleotides. NCBI's taxonomy places the organism in Eukaryota, Viridiplantae, Streptophyta, Marchantiopsida, Marchantiales, Marchantiaceae. The record is from the annotation of a GenBank genome assembly.